AUGGCGUUUAUAAAGUAUCUCAUCCCCGCUCUCGCUGUGGCUGGCCUGGUAGCUGGGCAAAGCUCUUGCAAGGGCAACAAGGUCAUUCAAAACCAAGGAGAUGCCUCUGCUCUCUCCUCCUGCAGCAAAGUCGAUGGGGACAUUGAGAUCGCUGCCCAAGUUCCCAAGGGCAGCAUCAGCCUUGAUGGCAUUCGGGAAAUCACCGGCAGCCUGAUCGCCAAAGGCUCCCAGAAUUUGACCGCCCUGAGCGCAUCCCAGCUCGAAAGUAUUGGCGACACCUUCCAGCUUAGCGGAUGCAUUGAGCUGAGAACUCUCGAGUUUGAGUCUCUUACCGAGGCCGGUGCUCUUGAUUUCGAAGCCCUCCCCAACCUGCAGCAGCUCGCGUUCGGCAAGGGUGUUUCCAAGGCCAAGAACGUCCGAAUCUCCAACACAGACCUGGUUACCCUGAAGGGUAUCAUGUUGGAAACAGUUGGAGACAUGGAAAUCAGCAACAACCCCCAUCUGAAGGAAGCUGAUGUUGCAAUGAUCACCAACAUCACCGGCUAUGCUAGCUUCUCUGCCAACCACGUGGACCUCAAGAUCUCUUUCCCCAAACUCGAGCGUGCCUUGAACAUGACAUUCCGCAACGUCUCCUCCAUCGAAAUUCCCUCCCUCCGGAGCACCCAAGGUCUCCUUGGUUUUUACUCCAACUAUUUCGAGGGACUCCAGGCCCCUAACUUGACCAGCACUGGAGAUCUCGUCUUCGCUGAUAACUCAGGCCUGAAGAACAUUUCACUUCCACUCCUCGAGACCGUCCGAGGUGCUUUCCAGAUCGCAAACAACACCGAACUCCAUGCCGUCGAUGGCGUUCCCAAGCUGAAGACCGUCUACGGUGCCUUCGAUAUCACAGGCAAAAUCUCCAAAGUCGAGCUCCCUAGCCUUGAUGAAGUCCGCGGCGAAUUCAACCUCCAGACCACCGAGAAAUUCGACUGCAACAAGCUCAAGGGUGAGGUUCGCAAGGCUGGCGAGUGGGUUUGCAAAGCUGAGGAAUCCAACCCACAGACCGGAACGGGCACUAACUCUGGACCUGGCAAGCCUAAGCCAAGCGGCGCUGCUAUGGGACCCCUGUCGCCUCCUGCCAUCAUGACUUUGCUUGCGUUGGUUGGUUGUGUGCUUGGAUUUGCUCUGUAG
This is a messenger RNA of Paracoccidioides brasiliensis Pb18, 1170 nucleotides long. RefSeq lists its product as uncharacterized. The record is from RefSeq and is a predicted model, not a curated record. Gene Ontology annotation, cellular component: plasma membrane; fungal-type cell wall. Gene Ontology annotation, biological process: fungal-type cell wall organization. The coding region runs from base 1 to 1170 and encodes 389 amino acids. The transcript is spliced from 3 exons.